AUGGCCAUCAAUGCAUUGCAAGAGCAAUCCAGUCACCUGGAAAGAGCAGCCAUUGCUGUGUUGCAAGCAACUAGUGGAAAUUUCGAGGUGACUGGCGGCUGGGAUGAGCCAGGCGCAGCAGCAGCCAGCAGUUCCCAAUGUUGCUUGUCAGUUGAAGGUUGCCAGGCAGCGGUUAGAGAGAAGAUCGCGUCGAAGCGUUGCGCAAAUAGAAUCGACGCGGCAGUCGUCGAAUCGGGUCGAAUCAUGGCUACCACUGACACCACCGCCGAUCCGCACUGCGCUGAAAGCGCCGACGCGGGCGGCGCAGUUGACGACGCGACGAAGGGCGGCGCGGGCGAGAUCGCGUACCACGCGUACCGAUCGGAGGAGGCAGAUCUGGCGGCGGUGAUGCGGCUGGUGCAGUGCGAGCUGUCGGAGCCCUACUCCGUCUUCACCUACCGCUACUUCCUCCACCACUGGCCGCACCUCACCUUCCUCGCGCGCGCCCCGCGCUCCGCCAGCGAAGAUGCCGCUGAGGCGGCGGAGGGCGAGGCGGAGGGGCGGUGCGUGGGCGCGGUGGUGUGCAAGAUGGAGGCGGAGCGCGCCGUGCCUCGCGGGUACAUCGCGAUGCUCGUCGUCGCCAAGGAGUUCCGCGGGCGACGCAUCGCGACGAGCCUCGUGUCGCGGUGCAUCGAGGCGAUGCGCGACGCGGGGUGCGCGGAGGUGGUGCUUGAAGCAGAGGUGACUAACGAGGGCGCACUGGCGCUGUACGGGAAUCUAGGGUUCAUACGCGCUAAGCUGCUGCACCGGUAUUAUCUGAACGGCUCGGAUGCGUUCAGGCUGAAGCUGCUGCUGCCAUCUGCUGGCGAUGCGGUGGAGGAGGAGGAGGAGCAGGCGGCUGUGGCGGCCGCCAUGGGCGCUGGUGCGGAGCAGCAGCCCAAGGCACCAGCGACGCCAGAGUCCCAUGCGCAUGCGCCCACCCCCUCCUCUGCCUCUGAACCCACCAGUGCUGCCGCCAGUGCUGGCAGCAGCGGCAGCACAGAGGGGCGCAAGGCGGGGGCCAAGGGGCCGACAGGGCGACGCAAGGGAAAGGGAGGCAAGGGGAGAUGA
This is a messenger RNA of Closterium sp. Yama58-4, 1089 nucleotides long. The record is from the annotation of a GenBank genome assembly. NCBI's taxonomy places the organism in Eukaryota, Viridiplantae, Streptophyta, Zygnematophyceae, Desmidiales, Closteriaceae.